AUGAGAAUUAUACACAGCACCGUCCGUGACAAUUUCCCGCCCAUGGUUGAGAUAAUAUGCCGAAAACUUGGUUCCUUCGUGAACAGCGGAGUUGAGAGCACAUUGGACUUCCGGAAUGUUCUGGUCCCAUUUUCUAUGGUCAGAAGGCACGUAGGAAGCAAUAGCUCUAACUAUAUCUCUAUUGACGCGUUCAGCCUGAUUGGUCUGAGGAUGAUAGCGAGGAUUAUAGAAAAUAUGAGGAACCCCAUACUCAGCCAGGAGCUCUCGGAAUUCACGAGAAGUGAACUGAGCACCGUUGUCUGUAUA
This is a messenger RNA of Iphiclides podalirius (scarce swallowtail), 306 nucleotides long. The record is from the annotation of a GenBank genome assembly. NCBI's taxonomy places the organism in Eukaryota, Metazoa, Arthropoda, Insecta, Lepidoptera, Papilionidae.